Molecule: messenger RNA, 6210 nt
Organism: Petromyzon marinus (sea lamprey)
Lineage: Eukaryota; Metazoa; Chordata; Hyperoartia; Petromyzontiformes; Petromyzontidae
Gene: GDF10
Product: growth differentiation factor 10
Cellular component (GO): extracellular region
Molecular function (GO): growth factor activity; cytokine activity
Source: RefSeq, a predicted model, not a curated record
UCUCACACACUCACUCACACAGUCACUCAGACGCGCGCACUCGGCUCGCAAUACCCGGGGAGUUUUACGCAAAAAAAAAAACCUAUUGCGUCUCAGUCGCACCCAGCGGCUCUCACGCACGCGGUGCUUCUCGACUCGCGACUCGGGCAUAGAAGGCGGUUGAGCUCAGAGGGGCGAGGAGGAGAGAGACGCGCGCACACAGACGAGGGGAAGACGUAGAUCCGACGGGAAGCCGAUUCCGAUAUCAGACAACCCCGACUAUUUUAAACUGUGGCGGGUUUUUUUUCCAUUUAAAGCCAGAAGAGAGGGAAAAAAACCCACGCGCAUAAAUUGUCAUCACCGCUCACCGUAUAUAACCUAAUCCAUUCUAAUCCAUUCCGUGAAAGGCGGCCAGACCAACCACGUUUCGCUUGUUGGGUCUCCUGCAGAGACAAAAUUAUCGAUAUUAUUCAUUACGUAAAAUUCUCACGGGAGAGAUUGUUUUUGUUGUUGGUGGGUGGUUUUUUUUUACUCCCAAGGAUCUCUCUCCAGACCAUUUAUUAUUUGUGGCUACAACUUUGUCGUUGCCUACUUGAGAGCGUGAGCGGGGAGGGGAGGCGAUGAUUCCGCUACCGACGACGAGAAAACCUGCGCUCGCCUUCGUAGCGACGACGGCGAUGCUGUCGCUGCUGUCGCUGCUGCUGCUGCUGUGCGCCGAAGGAGCGAGCGCUGGCGAUUCCAGGGGCACCGCUGCGGACAGGACCUCUCAGCACCCCCUGGGCCACGACAUGGCCUCUGCGCACAUGUUCAAGCUCUACGACAAGUACAUGAAGGGAGGGAGCCGCUUCCUCGAGCAGAACACCAUCCGCAGCUUCAAGCCCGCAGUCGAGCUUCGAGACAAGGGCAUGAUCUUCACGUUCAACCUCACGUCCAUCCCCAACUCGGAGAAGAUCUUGGCCGCGUCGUUCCACUUCACCGCCGACGAGCUGAGCCCAGGCCGAGGUUCCUGGUGCCCCCACAAUCGCCGCUCGCCCUGCCUGGGUCCAAGGUCCGCGGAUCUCCUUCAGUUCGCCUUAUGGGGUUCUUCUUCAAGUCCCGGCCUUCCUCGUGGCUUCUCCUCAUUCCCCACCACUUCAUCAUCCUCCUCGUCAUCUUCCUCGUCCUCCUCUUCGUGGUCCUCCUCCCACGCGGGCUCCAAGGGCUGGCAGGUACGGGACGUGACCUCCCUGGUGAAGAACGCGAGGACGCGUGGAGACGCGCUCCUGUACGGGGAGGCGCGCCUCGCUCGCCGCCGAGACAUGCACAACGUGCUCUUCAACAUCAACAACAAUAUCAACAACAUCAACAACAGCGGCAGCGGCGGCAACGGCGGCCCGUGGGAGAACUCGCCCUACCUGCUCGUCUACGCAAACGACUCCGAGAUCCUGGAGCCCAACAGUGUGGUGACGACGCUCCAGCGCUACGGGCGCUUCCCGCUGCACGAGGAGCGCGUCCCGGCCGCGAACCGAGCGCACAACGCCACGGCCGCCGCCGCUGCCGCGCGACGCCGGCAGCGCAGAGCCGCGCUGCCCGCGUCCCUGCUCGACAACGAGCUUCCCGACGACGACGACCACCACCGAGACGUCGUCAGCCUGGGCCUCGCGGGUGAGGAGGACAACAACGCGAGCGAGGCGUCGUGGAGCGAGCGGCCACGCGGCGCUGCCGCGACGGCCGCGGACGCCGCGGAGGGCGGCGUCGGCUCGCCCGUGGCGAAGACGUCGUCCCGACGCAAGGCUUCGGCGUCGAGGAGACGCGAGGGGGAGAGGCGCAGGGGCAAGGCCACGUUCAGGAAGGCGGUGGCGGCGGCGGUGGUGGUGGGCAAGGGGCGCGGAGGAGCGGGAGCUCAGCAGCAGCAGCAGGCGGCGUCCCGAAUGCUGAGCUUUGACGAGCAGACGCUCCGGCAGGCGCGGCGGAGGCAGAUGAAGGAGCCGCACACGUGUGCCCGGCGUGCCCUCCGCGUGGACUUCGCGGACAUCGGGUGGAGCGAAUGGAUUAUCUCGCCCAAGGCGUUCGACGCACACUACUGCGCAGGCGUGUGUCGCUUCCCCAUGUCCAAGGCCGUGCGCCCGUCCAACCACGCCACGCUGCAGAGCAUCGUUCGCGCCGUGGGCAUCGUGCGGAACGUGCCGGAGCCGUGCUGCGUGCCGGAGAGCAUGUCCUCGCUCAGCCUCCUCUUCCUCGACCAGAACUACAACGUGGUGCUCAAGCUCUACCCCAACAUGGUGGCGGAGACGUGCGCGUGCAGAUAAACACGGGAGGGCCCGCGCGCUUCAGCAGCGUCGUCCGCCACACACGCACAUAGACUGAGAGAAGAACCCCCACCGCUCACACCUCCCCCCCCCCCCAACACCUUUCGCAUUCACAGAGACUGUAACACACACCCAGGGCAGAUGAUGAAUUGAUUCGUGGGAGCAGUGUUGGCCAUCACUGGCGCCCCAAGCCUGGAGUGGCCGUUGCGACACGCGCAUCGUACUCAAAGGUGCAAACGCUGCUCUUUGUUAAUUCAAUCGCAGGCGCGGUACAGCGUCAGGGAUUGACCCCAGACCUCCACUCAUUUUCUUUAGUCCAGUGGCCAGGCUGGGAUCACAACAAACUAUAGCCAUUAUAGACUCCCCCCCCCCCCCCGAUUGGCCAGCUACCAUGCCAUGCUGUUGCCGAUAGUGUCGGAGUGUUUUGUAAAGUUGAUCGCAAAGCUAAAAUGCAUCAUGUAGACAUAUAUAUUCGACAGAAAAGUAAUCUAGACCUGCACUGGUCCAUCACUGCAACAUGGUGUCAGCCAAUAUUGGCCCCAAUUUGCAUUUCCUGUAUUGCUUUCGCAUAGGGGUGAACGGUCAUGUUUGGUCUGUUAAGUGCAGCUCACCCCAAGUCUGGCACGGUGGCGAGAUGUUAACUACCUCGCCUGGUGUACAGGAGCUCGUGGGUUCGGUCCCAACCCUGACGCCUGCUGUAUAUUUGGAGUUUGCAUGUUCUCCCCCAUGGUCGCGUGGAGUUUUCUCAGCAUCCACGUGAUAAGUCACUGCGCUGAUGCUAUCAUUUGUGAUGCAUUCUGAAAAAGGAGAUGAAUAACUCAGUGGGCCUUACCUGAUCAAAUACAAAAAAAUAGUUUUAAUUUUUUUUUUUAGAGCUCAUAAGGCACGGAAAUGAUACACGCGGUGACUCACGGAGUACUGCGUGGGGAGGGAACUUGUCCUCAUAAAUCACAAAGAGCCGCGUGCCAUCGUUGCACGGAGCACACUGCGUCACAUCCCGCGUGUAGAUCGUGAGCGCGACGCCUGCUUUCAGGCCGAAACGCGGCACGUGUGUCUCGGUUCACUCCGGUCAGUCGUGUUUCAUCCAAAUAUAAACGACGCAGGCCGAUCACGUGGCUCCACUCGUUAUGUAACACGAUGCCUUUUUGAAUGAGUAACCAAGCUCGGGCUUACACGUGCGACGAGUGUUCCCGCAUUUCAACGUUUUCUUUUUUUGAUCCAUAUUUGUGAUAUUUUUUUUUAAAAAUGUCAAAGGUAUAAUUAAUGGCAUUGUAUAAUCCUGUAACGAGUAAAUGCUUAUUUUGACGUGACAGAGUCGCAUUGAGUGCAGGUGACAAAAGCUUAGUCGCGUGCAGAAUGACGUUAUCGAUGAACGAGAUCGCACGUGCCCACUACGCGCGUCAGUCAGACCUCUCUGUCGAUGCCAUCACGAGUAUAGGCGCAUUAUUUUCCCUUGGCGCGUCUCAGCAACAAGUUAUGCGAACAAAAAAAACUGAUCCCAAGACUCCCAUGGCACAGACAUUGUACAAUGAGGGUGACAAUUAUAACAGCACUUAAUAAUUUACAGCCCCUUGUCCAUCCACUGCCGGAUGAAGACAUCCUUCCCCAUGCUUUGUUGGUCACGUGGGUUGUUGGACCAUACUUCACCAUGCUGGUCAGUGCAGGUUUGUGAAGAUGGCGCCCGGGACCGGUUCGGCUAUCACACGGCCACGAAUCAUGGCCGUGAUUGUGAAAUUAAGCCAGGUAGCCGGGUUCCUAGUGCAGUGCGCUAACAACUGCAACCACCUCUCCCCAGACAGUCGAUGCUAUGGUCAAUCCAGACAAGACCAUCUACAACCAUAUUUUAUUCAGCUGAUUCACUGCUAAAAUCCAAGUCGCCUUCCUGGCUUCUGCUGCUAAGUGUGUGUGUGUCGGUGCAGACUUUAGCCUAAAGGCAGAGAGUAUUUUACAUAAGUUCCUAUAUAAGUUCAGCCACCAAUAUAGUGCAUAUAUAGUCGUUUUGAUCUUAUACAUAGGGUAUAUGUAAAGUCAGAUUUCAAAAGUAAUUCCUGUAAAUGCUUUAAAGAAGAAGUUAUUGAUCUUUGUCAAUCCACUGCUGGGUGAAGGCCUCCCCCACACCAUGCUGGUCAUGUUGGUCAUGUUUGACCAUACUUCACCACGCUGGUCAGUUCAGACUGGUGAAAAAAUUUGGCCAAGGACCGGUUUAGAUAUUACUCACCACUGAUCUUAGCCGUGACCGGGGAUUGAACUAAGAUCACUUGGUUCAUCGUAGCACAGCGAUCUAAAUCUCUGUGCCACUGCUCCCCGCAAAUACUUGGUAAUGGGGAAUAGGGCAUCAUUCCAACUAAGUCAGUGGUAAUAAGCAUUGGUCAAAGUGGCCAUAGCACAAUACCCACACUUCAAUAUCUCAGCGGCCAUGCACACUAAGUGCGUAUGCACGAGUACAUGUCGAGCAAAACGUGAAUGAAACGCUCCAACAUAAUUACUCAAUGCACGGUGUUUGUCUGGCAUGGACGGCCCUCUUGUCGAUCCACGUCUGCACGAGGGCCUUCCGAUGCAGGGGCGGCACGUGGGGAUCACUUCACCACGCUGGGCAGUGUGGGUUGGCCGACGGUGGGCAGCGUAGAUGUAGGAGCACGGGAAGUACAAUACAACAAUGGAUUUUUCUGCAUUGUCUUCAGCUGCCCACAAAGUACUCUCCCCCACCCCGCCACCCCCGCCGCAGCAGCCCUGUGGCAACCCGUGCAUGUGUGGUGAUGGUCACCCCAUGCGAACACGACCCAGACUUAAGCCGCCCUGCUUAGCGAACUUCAGAUAUUUGACACAGAUCGGGGCGCAUUCAGGCUCAUUCGGACAUUUAGCGGGACGCAAGAGGACAAGUCACGUGUCCUGCCGUUCACUAUCGGCCAACGCAAUCUCACAGCGAACACAACGUACACCAUCGAGCGGGCAUUUUUAUCGCACCUCCGAUUAGCGACGCUGGCUAACGUAAGGGUGCGAGAGAAGUUCAGCGUGCACACGUGCACACGUAGGCACACAACGCAGUGCAUUGUAACUUUGUUGCAGUGCUUAUGGAGUGGGGGGGGGGGGUCAGUAGAUCAAGAUCGAUGUCGGAAUGGUCAGUAAGAAGAAACACUUUAUAACAGUAUAAUACGUCUGUAUUUAAUGGCAAUGACUUGUUAUGUAUACGUUACCAAUAUUAUAUCGCAUUGGUUUUAUUUGUUUGAUUUGAUUUCAUAAUGAUAAGAAAAAUAAUAAUGUUUUUUUGUUUCCUUUUCACAAAUGUACAGCACGAAUUAAAAUAUACGCCUCGGUAAAUGUUAGGCGAUUAACAUUGACAUCUUUAUAAAUUAUUUAACCGUAGUAUUUUUUUCCUUCAGUUUUUAAGUUAUUAAAUUCAAACUUAGCGCGCGUCUGCUAAUAGUUUGCUAGCGUUGGUAAAAUAUUUGUAUUAUUAUUAUAAAUAUACACGAGAUAUACACGUGUCCAGUGCCCCCCACAUAUCGGCUCUCUCGAUAUAAGCAAAGCCCUCCCUUUGUCGAUCCACUGCUGGAUGAAGUCCUCCCUCCCCUUGCUGUGUCAGACAUGGGAGGGGUGCGGGGGGGGGAAAGGGAGUUGGUUGACCUGACCAUACUUCACCACACUGGUCGAUGCAGAUUGGUGUGAAGUGGCCUAGGGGUGGGUGGGUGGGCGGCAUGACCCAGUUUACUCUCCACUGAUGUUAUCCGUGAACCGGGAAUUGAACCCAGGUGGCCGGAGGUUCAUGGCACUCCGCGCUAUAAACAAUGUAAUCUGUGGAUGCGUUGCCAGGGCGUGAGACCGAGUUAUGUUAUGAUGACGGUGGUGUAUUUAAAAAUGUUACAUUUUGUACCGCUUUGGAAUCUCGAACGGUUUACCAAUUACAGAUCGCAUUAAAGUGGUAACUUUCCCUCCUGCCUGCACA